Anolis carolinensis (green anole) is the source of this 2416-nucleotide messenger RNA. It is a transcript of the gene mrpl3, whose product is annotated as mitochondrial ribosomal protein L3. The transcript has 10 exons. The coding region runs from base 48 to 1106 and encodes 352 amino acids. The record is from RefSeq and is a predicted model, not a curated record. Gene Ontology annotation, cellular component: mitochondrial large ribosomal subunit; ribosome. Gene Ontology annotation, molecular function: structural constituent of ribosome. NCBI's taxonomy places the organism in Eukaryota, Metazoa, Chordata, Lepidosauria, Squamata, Anolidae. Gene Ontology annotation, biological process: translation.
ACGGACUGCCUUCUUCCUCGUUAGGGAACGCUGCUGCCGGUGCUGUCAUGGCGGCCGUGGGGCUUUUGUGUCGCCUGAGUUGUCGCCUGUUGCCCAGAGGGGCCCUGGCUUCGGCUCGGGCGGCAGCGGAGGCCUCAGAGGCCGGGCUGAGGAGCCGGGGCCCAUGCUGCAUUGUAAUCAGGCACAUUAACAACAAUGCCACAUGGUGGGAUGAGCACCUUUCAGAAGAGAAUUUCAAGUUACUUAAGACAUUUGUAAAAGAAGAAGACCAGGCUCAAACUGCCAGUAAACUUUGCCCACUGAAAGAUGAACCUUGGCCUUUGCAACCAUGGCAACCAGGUUCCAGAAGAGUUGGUAUUAUUGCUGUAAAGUUGGGAAUGAUGCCAUUGUGGACCAAGAAAGGUGAAAAAUUGGCUGUCACAUUACUUCAGGUUCAAGAUUGCCAUGUGAUACGGCACAUACCAAAGGAAGAAAGUGAUGGGAAAUAUCCUGCUCUAAUUGUUGGAGCGAAAAAUGUAUCUCAGUUUCAAAAAAGUGAGUCUAUCCUAGAGAUGUACAGAGCAGUUGGUCUCCCUGUAAAGCAGAAAAUUUCAACAUUUCGAGUUACAGAGAAUGCUAUCAUUAAGCCAGGCACUCCUCUUUAUGCAGCUCACUUUCGUCCUGGGCAGUACGUGGAUGUCACUGCAAAAACGAUUGGCAAAGGCUUCCAAGGAGUCAUGAAAAGAUGGGGAUUUAAAGGCCAGCCUGCUAGUCAUGGUCAGACUAAAACACACAGGCGACCUGGAGCAAUUUCCAAUAGUAAAGUUGCCAAAGUCUUCAAGGGAAAGAAAAUGCCUGGGCAACUGGGAAACUGGUACAGGACAACUAAAGGACUAAAGGUAUGGCGGGUCAGUACAAAGUUCAAUGUCAUAUAUGUACAUGGUAGUGUUCCAGGUCAUAGAAACUGUUUAGUAAAGGUCAGUGAUUCAUCUUUACCGGCUUACCGAGAAGACUGUAAGGACUUUCCAUUCCCAACAUUUUUUGCUGAUGGCGAAGAGGAGCUGCCUGAUGAACUGUAUGAUGAAGAAGUUUUCCAGUUCAGCGAGCCCUCCAUUGCAUUCAGUUAGUUACUGACAUCCUGAAAAUUUCCCAUCAUGGAUGUCAACUUGAAACUACAAAACAGGAAAUUGUCAGAGAGGUGGGCUCUUGCCAUCAUCAACUUGCCCAAAAAAACCUUAAGACAGCUGGUGAUUUUCUGAUUUUCUCCAAAACAGCAAAUUUCAAAAUGUAUAAAUUUUAGCCUGAAAAGGCUAAAUAAUGACAAACCAUAACCUUUUCACUUUUUAAAAUGACAGAAUCUUUCAAACUAAAAAUGUUAUUGUAUCUAAAACAGUGAAACUGCUGCUUCAAUCAAAUUAUGAAUCAGAAGGACACUUCUGUUCGUUCGGUCCUGAAAUCAAUAAUUCCAGUUAUUUACCUAAUUAAAAAACUAUUACUAGACUGUGUAUAUUUCAUCAUCUUAUAAGGCAGAAAUGCCCAGGACUUUGAAGGGGGGAAAGCUUGUCACUGUUCUGGAAUUUGGUUUCUCCUGAACUCGCAUCCAAAAAAUAUGCUAUGACUUCAAGUUCUGUUCAACAUGAAUUAGAACUAGCAAAAAACUGAAAUUUUAUCAAAACUUUCAAAAUGUUGUGCAAUUAAAGGAGAAAACAUUUAUUAGACAUGCCUCUCCAAUGUUACUAUUUUUCAUUUUACUGGGUCAUCAGCAAAUUCACAUGUGAAUAACUCUCAGUGAGUUAGAUGCAAUUGCAGUAUUAAUUUCAAGUACUUCCCUCUUCCUCCCUGGGCAUUUAACAGGAAAUGUAUUGCAUGGGUUCCAUUUUAAUAUUUUGGAUCAGCUUUCAAAUAAAAUUUGAGUUUAUCAAAGACAUACUUAGUCAAAAAAUUAGAAAUCAGAAUAAGCAAUUUCAAUAUGAAUGAAAAAGCUUUGGAAUUCUUAUUCUGAGACAGCCCUAUCAUAGGACUUAUGUCUUUGUCUAUAUGAUACGUAUGAAUCCUAUCUUAUGGGGAUUUGUAUGAAAAAUCACUUUAUCAUGGCUUUUUAGACUUCCUACCUUUCCCCUACUACCCUGUUUCCCCUAAAAUAAGACAUCCCCAAAAAAUAAGACCUAGUAGAGAUUUUGCUGAAUUGCUAAAUAUAAGGCCUCCCCCGAAAGUAAGACCUAGCAAAGUUUUGUUUGGAAGCAUGCCCAGUGCCCACCAAACGAAACACCAUAGCAUGCAGGAUUGGUAAAUGUACAUACCAGUUGUAUAUGGAAAUAAUGGUAGUAACAAGAAAUUCUUAACAGAAGUCACAGUUUCUCUGGUUUGGUUAUGUUGGUUUGUGAUGACAACUACUGUACAGUUUAGAAUAAAUGUUCAUUUUUUGUUCAACAAUAAA